UAUUACUAUAUGAGUGCUUUUAGGAUUAUUUAGAGUUUCGUCCCUUAAGCUAUGUGGACAAGAAAGAAUCAAGCAAUUUUUAAUAGCGAAAUCUGAUGAGCAAUGGAUAUCGUAUUCCAGUGAAGGCUUUUGCAUUGGCCGGAAAAAAUUAUAGACAGAGGAGGCAAUGUCUGAACUAUCCGGCGGGUGAGGAAAAUCUUUCCAGCUGCUAUUUUCCAAAUAGUCUUAGCCACUCUUGCAAUGGCCGCCGUUUUUCGAAAUUCAUAAUACAGCAUACCUUGUCGUCAUGGAUUUCCAGCUUUGCCGUUGAUUUGGUUAUUUGGUCGGACCUCAUAUAUAAUUUUUCGCGUUCUAUAUUGCUCUGCUUCCCCCGGCAUAUACUGCGUCGAAUACUCUUAGAGCUGGAGUGUUUUCAUCCAUUCGGACGACAUGACGUAUCAAACGUAGCCGCUACCUACUUGCCACAGUCCUUGUCCCUUCCAUCACACUUAUUGAACGGUGGUGAUGUCAGCCUCUACUCUUACGAGGACAUCAACCAGCAGUGCAAUGGCACAUUCUACAAUUCUAGUCCUUUAGUAAGUUCUAACCUUCAAAAGGCGCGUGAAAAAAUUGGACAGCUGUCAGAUUAUUACGUCGUGAAUUAUACCAUUUUGAAAGAAGUAACGGUUGUCAUUUCCUUUUUGGGAAAACUAAUACUCGCACUGUUGGGGCCAAGGUUUGGAUUGUCCAACAUUAUUUGGACUCUGUAUCAGGGAAAUGAACCAUUGGAAAGUAGUUCGAGAUUUUAA
Bactrocera latifrons is the source of this 788-nucleotide messenger RNA. RefSeq lists its product as uncharacterized. The record is from RefSeq and is a predicted model, not a curated record. The transcript has 2 exons. NCBI's taxonomy places the organism in Eukaryota, Metazoa, Arthropoda, Insecta, Diptera, Tephritidae. Bases 96 to 788 code for a protein of 230 amino acids.